This is a messenger RNA of Cornus florida, 774 nucleotides long. RefSeq names its product 11-beta-hydroxysteroid dehydrogenase A-like. The coding region runs from base 1 to 774 and encodes 257 amino acids. Lineage: Eukaryota; Viridiplantae; Streptophyta; Magnoliopsida; Cornales; Cornaceae. Gene Ontology annotation, molecular function: oxidoreductase activity. The transcript has 5 exons. The record is from RefSeq and is a predicted model, not a curated record.
AUGGCUUACCAAUAUGCAAAGAGAGGAGCUUCACUUGUCAUAGUUGACAAGAAUGCCCAUCACCUUCCAAAGGUUGCGGAGACAGCUCGUGGCCUUGGCUCUCCUGAUAUCAUUCAGGUUUGUGCAGAUGUUUCCAUUCUUGAAGAUUGCAAACGCUUUAUUGACGAAGCCGUCAAACACUUUGGCCAAUUGGAUCACCUGGUCAACAAUGCGGGUAUUUCCUCUGUAUGCCCAAUUGAAAAUAUCACAGAUGUUACGAAUUUCCCACGUGUGAUGGACGUAAACUUUUGGGGACUUGUUUAUCCAACCCAUUUUGCAAUUCCUCACCUCAAAAAAAGCAAGGGAAAAAUCCUUGCCAUUUCCUCAGUUGCUGCAUUGAUGCACCCUCCAACAUUGGGCUUCUACAGUGCAAGUAAAUCGGCUGUAAAAACUUUCUUUGAGACAUUGAGAUCUGAAUUGGCACCUUCAAUCACAGUAACAAUUGCAACUCUUGGGUUUAUAGAUUCAAACAUGACCAGACAAGAACACUUAUCUAAGGUUGUUUUUCGAUUAGUUCCGGUGAUGAGUUCAAGGAGAGCUGCAGAAGCCCUUGUUGACGGGAUACGACGAGGAGAAAGAUACGUGACCGAACCAAAAUGGUACAAGGCGUUGUUUAUGGUGGAAGCUUUAUGCCCUCAAGUGAUGGACUGGUGUUAUGGUCGCAUUUUAUUUCCCCAACUCAAGCAUGCCUUAGAUGAAGCAUCCAUUUCAACGUCACAAACUAAAGCAGACUAG